Messenger RNA from Pseudopipra pipra, 5284 nucleotides. RefSeq names its product solute carrier family 26 member 5 (gene SLC26A5). Gene Ontology annotation, cellular component: plasma membrane. Gene Ontology annotation, molecular function: bicarbonate transmembrane transporter activity; chloride transmembrane transporter activity; oxalate transmembrane transporter activity. NCBI's taxonomy places the organism in Eukaryota, Metazoa, Chordata, Aves, Passeriformes, Pipridae. Gene Ontology annotation, biological process: transmembrane transport. The record is from RefSeq and is a predicted model, not a curated record. The transcript is spliced from 19 exons. The coding region runs from base 1417 to 3609 and encodes 730 amino acids.
ACUCAGAGGGUGGUUGGGUGCUGGAACAGGCUCCCCAUGGAAGUGGUCACAGCACCAAGCCUGAGUUCAAGAAAUGUUUGGACAAUCCCCUCAGGCACAUGGUGUGAUUCUUGGGGAUGGUCCUGUGUAGGGCUAAGAGAUGGACUUGAUCCCUGUAGGUCCCUUCCACUUUAGUAUAUUCUGUGAUUCUGUAAUUCGCAAAAUGUCAUUCAGGCUUCUUGAUGAACUGAAACUGUGGAAAGACAUAAAAGAAACCUCAGGAGUACAAAGGGGUACUUGAUGUGAUAUUGUUCUUACAAUAUCUAAAGCAAGUUUUAGAUGUUUCACACAAUAAAGACUGUGGUGUUAAUAAAAAAAAUUAUAAUUUUAGUAAAAAUAUCCUUUUAUGACUGACAAUGUAGGGAAAAUGUUGCUUAAAUAAUAAUGGAAAAUUUAGAGAUGCUAGGCUGUGUCUGUCCUAGGAGAUAGAGACCAGCAAGAGUGGAAAAUUCCAGCAGCUUCAUCAGUCUGAAGGCUUAGAUGGCAAUAUCAAUAUUUUGCUGCUGCUCAGACUGUAUUUGCUGAAUCAGAACAUUGGACCAAUCAUGGUUAGCUUUGUCUGAGUGUUUAGAUAGCAAUUUGUUUAAUUUCUGCGUGGUAACCUUUUCCUAGGAAAGUAUUGAUGUACAGCUAAAAACUGAACACCCCUGGGUGAGCGCCCUUGGUUGAAGGCAAACACAUGCUUAAGUGACUUGCUGGACUUGAGCCCAAGGGCCUUGUUCAUGAUUAUGGCUCUGUUUCCCGUUGUACUCACGUUCUGUCAUCAAAUGUAGCACUAGCCAAGCAUCUCUGCCUAACGAUACAGCAGCCCUGUCAUUUUGCUCAUAAUUUGGAGUUAUGUUUCUUGCCCAGUAUUUCUAGAAGCAGCCAACACGGGGCAAAGGAAUUAGCAGCGUGUCUCCUAAAUAUGUUAAGAUGUUGAUGGCACUGAAUCAGACAGACCAAUAGGUCUUUACAAACCUUCUGGCUAGUUUUAAAAUUGUGCACAUCUACUGAUUCCUGUUUUCAUGGGUGCAGAUUGAGAACAGCAGUAAGUGGCACAUCCAUUGAAAUAAUAAUUGUUCGUAAGUAGUGAAUUGUGCAUCCUUGAGAUGCUCUCUGGAAAAAGAAGCCUCUGAAACUGAGGAAAAAACAGGUGGAUGAAUGCAGGAAGCAAGUGAACUAUCUGGAAGAAAGAAGUGGGUUUCUCAGUGUUAAAAUCUGAGUUCUGCCUUUUGGAGAUGGAUAUGCCAGUGUGUGAGUAAGCAGGAAGUAACUCAGCAAUAAUGUCCCUCCAACAGUGAUGUAUUCUUUAAAAACUGAGGGAAAAUCCAGUCAGGUUUUUCAGUGAAGACUGUGGAACUGUUCUUCCUUGACUCCUGCUGUGUGAGAUCAGCUAUGGAACAUGCUAAGGAACAUGAAGCAUGUCCUGAACAAACUCAGAGGUAUUGUGUAGAGAGACCAGUAUAUAACCAAGAGCUCUUGCAAGGACAGCUGCACAGGCGACAAAGAUCACCUCAGACUUUAAAGCAGAAGAUUGCACAUUCUUGUCGUUGUACUUCUAAGAAAGCCAAGUCUCAUCUUUACAGUUUCUUACCAAUUUUAAAAUGGCUUCCUCGUUACCCAGUGAAGGAAUACUUAUUAGGAGACAUUAUCUCAGGUGUAAGCACUGGAGUUAUGCAGCUUCCUCAAGGUUUAGCCUAUGCUCUGCUGGCAGCUGUUCCCCCAGUGUUUGGCCUAUAUUCUUCAUUUUAUCCUGUUUUUCUAUAUACCUUUUUUGGAACGUCCAAGCACAUAUCAAUAGGCACCUUUGCUGUGGUUAGUAUGAUGGUUGGUGGUGUUGCUGUGAGAGAAGUGCCUGAUGAAAUGAUUUCUCUGGACUAUAAUUCUACUAAUGUUACAGAUGCUAGGGAUGCCAAAAGGGUGCAGGUAGCCGUGACUCUCGCCUUUCUUUCAGGAAUUAUCCAGUUGUGUUUAGGUUUCCUUCGAUUUGGAUUUGUGGCCAUCUAUCUAACAGAGGCUCUGGUGCGAGGAUUUACUACUGCAGCUGCAGUUCAUGUCUUUACUUCUCAAUUAAAAUAUUUCCUUGGCAUCAAGACUAGCAGAUAUAGUGGACCUCUCUCAGUUGUAUAUAGCAUAGCUGCUGUGCUUUCAAAUAUAACAAUGACCAAUAUUGCUGCCUUGAUUGUUGGAUCAACGUGCAUUGUUCUGUUGCUGAUUGGCAAGGAAAUCAAUGACCGGUUUAAGAAGAAGCUCCCGGUUCCUAUUCCCAUGGAGAUCAUUGUGGUCAUUAUUGGCACAGGAGUUUCAGCUGGAAUGAAUCUGAAUAAGUCAUACAAAGUUGAUGUUGUUGGGAAUAUUCCUCAAGGGUUACGUUUACCAGCAGUUCCCGAGAUUCAGCUCAUCCCAGCAAUAUUUGUGGAUGCACUAGCAAUAGCAAUAGUUGGAUUUUCAAUGGCUGUAUCAAUGGCCAAGAUCUUUGCCCUUAAACAUGGUUACACCAUCGAUGGGAAUCAGGAACUUAUUGCCUUGGGAAUAUGCAAUUCUGUGGGGUCGUUUUUCCAAACCUUUUCAGUCACCUGUUCAAUGUCUCGGAGUCUUGUUCAGGAAAGCACCGGUGGAAGAACUCAGAUUGCAGGUGCUCUCUCUUCAAUUAUGGUUCUGUUGGUACUUGUGGCUGUUGGAUAUCUCUUUGAACCUCUUCCACAGACAGUGCUGGCAGCAAUUGUCAUGGUGAACCUGAAAGGAAUGUUUAAACAGUUUGGAGAUGUCACACACUUCUGGAGAACCAGUAAGAUUGAGCUGGCCAUCUGGGUGGUAGCUUUUGUGGCUUCUCUUUUCCUGGGACUAGACUAUGGUUUGCUUACUGCAGUAACGUUUGCAAUGAUAACCGUUAUUUACAGAACACAAAGUCCUCAAUACAGAAUCCUUGGUCAGAUUCCUGACACUGACAUCUACUGUGAUGUGGAAGAGUACGAAGAGGUUAAAGAAUAUCCUGGAAUAAAAAUAUUUCAAGCUAAUACAUCACUUUAUUUUGCUAAUAGUGAGUCAUAUGCAAGUGCGCUGAAGAAAAAGACUGGAGUGGACCCUUGUGCCAUAUUAGCAGCGAGGAGAAAAGCCCAGAAGCGACAUGCCAGGGAAAUAAAGGCAGCAAAUGAGCACCGAAAGAAAGCUGUAUUGAAACUAGUGAGUUCUUCGACUAAUGACGUAGAAGCAAGUGUAAAACACGAGAUAGCAAAUGAUGAUUUACCCGUGAAUGGAAAAUUUGCAGAUUCUGGUGUACAAGCCGUGUCUCCUGAUGAGCAUGAACAUUUUGUGGAGACCAAAACCAACAUUCGCUCUUUAAUUCUGGAUUUCACCCCGGUGAACUUUGUGGAUUCAGUUGGAGCAAAAACACUAAAAUCAAUUAUAAAAGAAUACAAAGAAGUUGGUGUCUGUGUCUGCAUUGCCUGCUGUAGUGGCCCUGUUAUGAAUGAGCUGUCAAGACUGAACUUUUUUGAUAAGGCUGUAACAAGAGAGUUGCUGUUUCACAGUAUUCAUGAUGCUGUCCUUGCUUGCCAAGUGAAAGAUGGGUCUGCUUUCACAGACUGACUUUGACCUCUGAAGAGUGGCAUGGAGCAGAAUGGAAGCCAGAUUUAUGCUGAUGGAGACUCUUUCUGAAUAUUUAAUUUGCACAGUUUGAAGAGAGCCUAAGGCUGUUUGUAUCUACGGGUAUAGGGUGGUACUUAUUUUUUGUAGGAAGAGUGGAUAAGGAAUUGGAAGCCUUCAUGCUCUUGAAUGUUUUCCUUUAAUCAGGGUAUAGCCUUCCAACAAUACACAAGCACAAAAUUAUGCAAGAAAAGAAAAUUCAGUGUGUUCUGCUGCAGUCAAAAUCUAGUAGACAAGGUGACAUUCCUGUUCCUGUUGAGAAAAUGGGCACUUUAACUCACUACAAGUGGGAUCUUGCAGGAAGUAACUGUCUGCAAGUGCAAUACACUGUACCAGUGUCUUUAAAGAACUUUUUUAGAUAGCUUUUAAAGCCUGAUGUCAACAUUUGCAUACAACAGAUUCAUACAAUUUAUAAUAAUCUGCCAGCUGGAUUAAUGAAUUCACACUGGUGGCAUUUAACUGCUGCUGUUUUUAACCCUGGAUGGUACAGUUGUUUGGGUUUUUUUAAAGAUCUAACCUGUCUCAACUAUACUCAACUCUUCAUUUUUGCUAUGAGUGAACAUGGAAUCAGAAACUCAUUGUUUAAUUAUUACGUUAUCAAUAUGGUACUUUUACUGCCAAAACCUAGUUAGACUUUCUAGAAGAGAAUACAAUUGAUUUUAAGCUAAAAUUAAUUUAGCUUCAAAAUUUGAAGACAAAACUGGUUUGAGUGAAGUCUAUUUAAAUUAAGAACUGGUGCCCUAGAUGCAGCCUCUUAAGCUGGAAUGAAAAUGUAGAAACGGUCUAAAGUCUCAGUGGUCCAAAAAAAAAAAAAAAAGAAGUACUUUUCUUUUGCCCAUCUUCCAGUAGUGCUGCUUCUGCCUCAGCUUUUAAGUGCUGUGAGAAAUAGAGUUCAAUAGAACUCAAAAAUGUUACAUGUUUGGGUUAUUUAGAAGAAACAGUAGUGUGGGAGUUUUUUUCUGUCAGCCUGGCUGCUGUGGUACUGCCUCACUUGAGGUGUGAGAUGAAAACCAUGAAAAUGGAAAAUAUGCAAAAGAAAGAAAUCUUCAAUGUGUUUCCCUCCCAACAGUCACUGUGAAGCUCAGCAGAGGUAGGAAUCUGUCUCUCUGCAGCUUAUUUUGACAGCUCAAGGGAAGUGGGACACCAGUGACAUUACAUUUGGCACCCUCAAAUCACAGGCCCUGUACAUAAGGGAAUUCAGACACCUUCCUCACUUCUGAUCACAGAAUGUAACACUUUCAUUUUGCUUCAGGCUCCGUUGUGAUUAGGGCUUGCUUCAGGUAAACCAGGUUUCCCAAGAAUCAGGGAAGUCAGGGAAGAUGUUUUAUUUCCUCAGACUCCCCUGCCAAUUGGGAUAGGAAGCUUUCUGCAUCAGAAAUUGCUGCUUAGCUGGAGUUCAGAGGAUGAAGUGCAUGCAUGUUAACACAUUGUGUGUGCUUAUUUAAACAACUUUUGGUACAUUUUAUAAUGUUAACCAGGUCAACAAGCCUUUGUAUCUACAUACAGUAUAUUUUUCUACUUUCAGCUUGUCGCAGCUUCAGUUUUUAACUCCGUCGUCUCUUCAGUUCACAUUGAAAUUCUAUCAACUUCCAAAAUAAAGUGAUGUCACUUGUCAAAA